CAUCAGGACAGCAUGAAGACGGCGGUGGUUUUCACUGCGUUGGCCUUGUUCUGGCAGCACAGUCUGGUUACUGGGCACGCACUGGGACGGCCCUCGCUUCCCAGUAACCUGGACCAGUUAAAGUCGCUGCUGGAGCGGAUCGAGGAGACUCUGGCCAGCGAAGCUCAGGACGAGUCGGAUUACAAGGAGCCGAUCUGGGAAGCGGAUCCGAGCCAGGACGGGAGCCCGGAGCAGCAGAACCGGCCGUCUGAGGCGAGUCAGCGGAACCGGCUGAACGACCUGCUGCUGAGCCUCAGGAAGCGGGCCUCCAGCUGCUUCGGCGCACGCAUGGACCGGAUAGGAAACAUCAGCGGCCUGGGAUGCAACAGCGGCAGAGGGUAGCCGGACGGACCGUUGGAUCAUUCUGAGCCUGAAGCCCUGAUUGUGUCAUCCUGCUCCGGUGAAAACUGAUUAUUGAUCAUGUAAAUAUGAGUGGUUCAUCAUCUGAAGUGGAAAUUCAUCUGCCAGCAGAAAAACUUACUCUGUGUGUUGUUUUCUAACACAAACAUGUAAAAUUAAAGAUAAAAAAAGAAAAAAAUACUUUUUUAUAUAUAUAAACAUAUAUAAUUCACAUUACAGCUCAGUAAAAAGUUUUCAGAGGUUAAUUUAAUUUAUUAGCUUUAAUGAUGUAUGCAAAAGUAAAAACACUGUUUAUGUAAGAUCUAUUAUAAGAUCUAUAAAUGACACUGAAAUGUUAAACUAAAUGUUUAGAUUAUUUAGCUUACUAAUUAAAUAGUUAGCUGAACAACUUGAUGUUUAGUUUGGAGCUAAAUAUUUAGCUUGGAAAUAAAAUAUUUAGUUUAAAACUGUGACAUUUAUAAAUACAAUUCUGUUAUGACAGACUAAAUAAUUUGUGAGCUAAAUAUUUAAUUAAAAAGCUAAAUAAGCUUUGUAACAUUUAAUUAGAAAACUAAAUUAUCUAAAUAUGUAGUUUAGCUUACCUAGCUCACUAAAUAAUUUAAACUAAAUUGUUUAUUUAGCUACAAUUGUGUUUACAAACAAAAAUAAUUUGUAAACAAUUUUCAGUAUAAAAACUAAAAAUAUUUAGUUUCUCCACUGUACAGAGUAACUAAAUAUUUAAUUGUAAAUAUUUACAACUAUUUAGUUUGUGAAUAUUUCAUUUAAAAACUAAAUAUUUUGCUUAUUCAACUUUCUAAUUAAAUAUUUACUUUUAAAUUGCCAUUUACGACUGAAAUUUUGUUAUUUCAGACUAAAUGACCCCAAAUUAUUGCUUUUAGUCUUUGACUUUAUAACUUAACAAACACCAAUCCAACCACUUUCACUGCCAGUCCCGCCAAAAUAAAAGUCCUGGUAUAUUUCCAAAGAGCCGGGGGGGCGGAGCUUGUUUUGGUUUUCAUAUUAUAAUUUAUUGAAUAUUUGGAAAUGUCUUCAGCUUUAAUGGAUAUGUUACAUAAACCUCCCAGUAAUGUUAAAAUUGACAUUAAAUCUCCAUUUGUCCAAAUUAAUACACAUUUUUAAAGAAUGUUCUAAUUUUUUAUUACUGUAUGUGAUGUAAUAUAUUACAUAGUUUUAUUAUCCUCAGCUGACUGAUCUUCAUGUAAAUCUGUUAUUGAUUUUAAUCCACUUUUAUGUUUCUGAUUAAUCUGAAGAUGAGAUCAUUGUAAAAACAAAUUAAAUAAAGUGA
Molecule: messenger RNA, 1684 nt
Organism: Poeciliopsis prolifica (blackstripe livebearer)
Lineage: Eukaryota; Metazoa; Chordata; Actinopteri; Cyprinodontiformes; Poeciliidae
Gene: nppa
Product: natriuretic peptide A
Exons: 3
Coding region: 13-381 (122 amino acids)
Biological process (GO): negative regulation of systemic arterial blood pressure; neuropeptide signaling pathway; receptor guanylyl cyclase signaling pathway
Cellular component (GO): nucleus; cytoplasm; extracellular region
Molecular function (GO): hormone receptor binding; hormone activity
Source: RefSeq, a predicted model, not a curated record